UACAUUCACUAUGUAUCACCCACAAAGGAGAGUAACUUCUUUGACCUCCAACUUCAGUCCAAGGACAAAUACACGCGUGGAGUUUGUUUUGGCCCUGGGAAAAGAGGACUCUUCCAGUCAGUAGGAGGUUAACCCUGUCAGAUUGAAAAGAUUCAAGAUAGACCAGAGAAGUACUACUGAUGAUUUGCUGAUGUAACAUUGAAAUCCAACAACUUGAACAAGCACCAUUUCCUAAAGUAGAGAUCCCAAGCACCUUCAACCUAAGAAUGCUGAAAACCAUUGCUGGUGGCCAACUAAUAACAGUUAAAGCAAAGAUUACUACUCUGCGAACACCUGCCUUACUGCAGACAGAUGGAGGUCCCUUGAACAUGCCAGAAGGACGGAUCGUUGGUGCAAAAGGUUACUGUAAGAUAAUAUUCUGGGAAGACUUUUGUAAACAAGUAGAGGAAGGAAAGACAUACAUUUUUGCAAAUGUACGAGUCAAGAAAGAUAACUUUACUAAGCAGCUAUACAUAAAUACUGCCAAAACUGUUACUGUCAUAAGGCCAACAGAGCAACAUACUGAAGUU
Molecule: messenger RNA, 569 nt
Organism: Porites evermanni
Lineage: Eukaryota; Metazoa; Cnidaria; Anthozoa; Scleractinia; Poritidae
Source: the annotation of a GenBank genome assembly